Molecule: messenger RNA, 2075 nt
Organism: Xenopus tropicalis (tropical clawed frog)
Lineage: Eukaryota; Metazoa; Chordata; Amphibia; Anura; Pipidae
Product: coiled-coil domain-containing protein 77-like
Exons: 9
Coding region: 980-1606 (208 amino acids)
Source: RefSeq, a predicted model, not a curated record
AAUGUGGCCCGUUGGUCUUUUUAAUCUUGCCUGCCGACUCUCGCGCGAGACUUGGACUAACGCUGGCCCAGCCCGUCUGUCAACCCCCCGGCCCAUCUUUUGGCCCCUUAGCCAAAAAGUUUGCCCACCCCUGGUCUAAAUGUUCUAGGGAGUAGAAAUGCUGUGUAUUUAGCAGCCAAAGCUAGCCAUGUAUGGGCUGACAUAGGCUGUCAAAUUGGCCCCUACAUAUAAGGUCAAGAUCUACUUGGCCUCUUUAUGGGGCCAAAGCAAAGGCCUGCCCAGUCAGGAAUAUAUAUUGUGGGAAUCAGCAAGAUAUACAUCCAUGAUGGGAAAGGUGCAAAUCACUUGGUGCAAAAAAAUUAAAUAAAAACAAAUUCAACAGUAAAGUUAUUGCCAUCAUUCAAACAUUAGCUUUGAUGAUUAGAUAAAAAGGAAGAUGAAGGAACCUGAUUGGUUGCUCAUUUUUUUAGUAUGGAGUGAUUCGGAUCCUGUUAGGCUGACCCAGAAAUCAAAAAUAUCAAUUCCUGAGACCAGUCAUUGCCAGAGUAGCCAUUUACAGACUGUAUGUAGAGGGAAAGUCUGGUAAAUCUUACAUCAAUAAUGAUAAUAAACAAUUAUAAUACAUAUAUUGCGUGAAGAUAAAGUCAUUAUGACACAAUUCGUUUUUGAAUCUAACGCAACCUGAGAGAAUUGUAGUUUAAACACAUGUGGGUAGCGCCGUCAAGCUGUAAUAGAAAAAACUACAAUUCCCAGAAGACACCUGGCGGGAGGGCCGGCUGACUCAAGUAUCGCCCUAGCUGAUUGGAUGCUUCAAUGGUUCUGUAUUGACCUGGGUGCGUGAUUAGUUAAGCUUGCGGAGGCGGGUUGUUUGGAUGGUGCAGUUGAGAGGAAGGCAUCUGGCGGUAGGGGACCCGCGUAGUACCUUGUACCAGAGCUCGUAAGGUGGGGUACAGCUGUGAAUUGAAAAAGGCUGGAAAAUAUGGACUUUUCACCCCACCGUGGCAUGCAUGAAGGAAGGUCUCCUUCCCUUCAAGAUACCACCAUGAGCUCCAGCCACACCCAGAAGAACCGAGGGGACUCCACUCCGCUGCCUCCAAUCAACGAGCGCCUGGCUUUCCUGCGGCCGCCCAGAGAGCUGUUAGAGUAUUACCGCAAGAAGAUCGCUGAGUUUGAUGAGGAACACGAGGAUCUGGUAAAGCAACUGGAGCAAUACAAAGCUACCUUUGAGGAGCAGGUCACCAUUCCCCAACGUGCUGUUCAGUCUGGGGAUCCAUACGCCCGGAAACUGCAACGUUCAGGCCAGGCAGGUACCAAACAAGCACCUCUGAAAGCACCGGGGAAGCAAGACAGAAGCAAAGAGGGCAAGAAAGAAGAUCCCCAGAUUCUUUUGCUUCAGGUGGAGGCGCUGCAGGCCCAGCUGGAAGAGCAGACACGACUAUCCAAAGAGCAGAUAGAGACUCUGUUAGAGGACAGGAAGGUCCGCGUGGAAGAAACCCAGGUGCAGCACCAAAGAGACCAGGACAAAAUGAAAUCUAUGACAGAUAAGCUGAAUAAGACCCAGAAAUUGCUGUACGAGAGCACCAGGGAUUUCCUGCAACUGAAAUAAUUUGAGUGCCGAGCCAAUGAGAAAUCUUGGAUGGCCGAGAAAGAUCGGCUGCUCCGAGAGCUAGACCGGUGCCGAGAGCAGUUGGCUUUAAGUAGUGACACAGAGCAAGAGCGGGAACACGAGCGAGAGAUCCUGCGUUUGUCAUUGGUCGAGAAAGCAAGUCGGCACUCGCACAGUGAGGAAGUGAAGGUCUCUUACAGAGCAGCUGGCACAAGCACAUCGCCUCGCUGAAAUGUACCGGGAGCAGUGUGUGACACUGGAGGAUGAGCUGGGAAAGAUACGAGAGGAGGGAGACGUGGGCAGGGAAAUCUUCAAGGAACGUUCAGAUAAGGUGGCCAAGCGGCUGCAAUUGAUGGCGCAGAGAUACGAGGCUCUGGAGAAAAGGCGCAACAUGGAGGUAGAGGGCUAUAAGACUGACAUCAAGCUGCUGAGACAGCGGUUAAAGGAUGUAGAGAAGCAACUAUUCAAG